AUGCUGGGCGAUCUCUACAGUGCCAUAGAUGCUGGGCAUCUAACACACGUCAGGGAAGCUCUGCACGACCAGUCAACCUGGACACUUCUGAAUACGACGCGAGACAAAGAUGGCUAUACUCCGCUGAUAUUAGCCUGCAAGAAUGGAAACUCACGUAUCGUUGACCUCGUCCUGGAGAGCGGUGCGAAGCAAGAUGUUCUGGAUCACGCCGGCUGGACGGCGCGCGAACAUGCUGCCUUUCAAGGCCACCUUGAGGUUGCACGCCAGAUGAAGAGUCUCGAAAAGGAUAACUUCAUGGCGGGACCAGCCAAGCCUACUGCUACCGAACAAUACCGUAAAUUCGCAUUCGACCGAGACGAUGCCCAUAUCGUAUUAAACAUUGGCAUCACUCAGGUUAGCAAGGUCCAGCCAGUAAUUGAUCUAGCAGGUAUCGACACAGAAAAAGAUACAGCAGUUACGCUUGAUAUCUGUACCAAUGAGAACCCCGAGGAGAAGUACCAUGUCAAGCUCCCGUUGACUGGUGAUCUUGUUGAUAACACAAUGAUCUUUCCUGUCUCGAACUUGGCCAAGGCACGGCUCGUGUUUCGGAUAUUUCAAGAUAGCCACAGUUUGGCGAAGGAAAGGCGAUUGAUUGGUUGUGGGACGGCACUGUUGUCUGACAAGGAGAAUUGUUACGGUGUCAAUAGGGAGAGCCUUGUUCGGGAACACAUUGUGCCAAUCAUGAACACUUCAACAUUUGAAUGCAUGGGCACCAUCACUGUGACUUUCGUACUCGCGAAGCCGUACCCUCAUCUGAAGUCACGACAAUGGGAUAUCGUCCAGGCGCUCGAACCGCCACGACUUGUUGGCCAUAGAGGCUUAGGGAUGAAUGAUAACGGCAUGGACCGUUUGCAGAUUGGUGAGAAUACUGUGCAGUCAUUUAUUUCUGCCGCGAAGCAAGGCGCUACGUUCGUUGAGGUGAGCAUCCCGAAGCACGAUCGCACCGGACAAACUAACACUUAUGUACAAGUGACGAGAGAUCUGGUACCAAUCCUGAUGCACAAUUAUGCACUCAGUGAAUCCGGCACAGAUAUUCCUGUUCAUGAGCUCACCUUAGACCAAUUCAUGCAUAUUAGCAAGCAGCAAUCACUAGUAGGUGACUGCGUUCGGUCUGCACGCGAUGUCGAUAAGUUGCAGAACUAUUCGCGCCGCGCUCGCUCAGAAAGCCGAACCCUGUCGGAAGACACCAGUGAUGUCCAAAGGCGCAUGGAAUUCACUGUAGAAUACAUGCACAAAGGCUUUAAAGCGAAUACUCGAGGCAGGUUUAUUCAAGAUACCUUUGCAACACUGGAACAGGCUAUGCAUGACGUACCUAAAGAAGUCGCAUUCAACAUCGAGAUUAAAUAUCCGCGGCGUUUUGAGACCUUAGUACUGGAUCUUGCCCCUGUCGUCCUCGAACUGAAUACCUUCGUCGAUGCAAUCCUAGACGUGAUAAACACAUCUAUAAAGAACAAGAACCGAAAGAUCAUCCUUUCAUCUUUCACUCCAGACGUCUGCAUCUUGCUCUCUCUAAAGCAGAAAGCAUUUCCCAUUUUCCUUAUCAGUAAUGUCAGACAGCCGAUGGACGACAAAGAGUCUAGGUGCGCCAACAUGCGCGUCGCUGUGAAGUUUGCUCAAUGCUGGGGGUUGCAAGGAGUUGUAUUUUUGGGAGAAAUCUUCCUGCUGUGCCCGAGGCUCGUACACUGGAUCAAGAAUCGAGGGUUGAUCGUUGGGAGCUAUGGGUCGCAAAACAAUGACCCCGCGAAUGUUAAAGCGCAGUUGAAGGCGGGCGUGGAUCUCAUCUACACAGACCGUGUCGGGCUGAAUGCAAAGGUAUUGAGGGAAGAGUUUGGUAUGGGCCAGCAGACCAAGAUCUAA
Molecule: messenger RNA, 1896 nt
Organism: Pseudovirgaria hyperparasitica
Lineage: Eukaryota; Fungi; Ascomycota; Dothideomycetes; Acrospermales; Acrospermaceae
Product: GDPD-domain-containing protein
Exons: 7
Coding region: 1-1896 (631 amino acids)
Biological process (GO): glycerophospholipid catabolic process
Molecular function (GO): protein binding; glycerophosphocholine phosphodiesterase activity
Source: RefSeq, a predicted model, not a curated record